AGCCAGCCCAGCCAACGUUUCCCCGUAAUGGCGCUGAAGAAUCGGGCCUGAAGAAUUAUCACAUAUUCAGUCCAUUGAUGCCUUUCUUAAUCUCGAUCCUUACUGGUCGGCUACGUAACCUUCUGCUCUAUAUCGUCAUCUCUGCUCAAUUAUGCUCCUUUUGCCUUAAACCCUAACCACUCUGCUUUCUGGGGUUUAACGGCUUUCUCAUUCGGGCUAAUUUGCUGAGAUACUGAACCAAAAAUGGUGAGGCCGUUUGGGGUGAAGGGGCAGAAGAGGAAGAGGAAAGAGAAAUAUGACAGAGAUGAAGAAGAAGGGGAGGAAGAUGUCGCAGAGCCCACGGUUCAGGCAGCGUCGAAGAAAGCUGCGGUAGAGGAGAAGGACGAGAAGGAAAUGGAGGAAAAGGAAAGUGAGACUGCAGCUGACGAAAUGGCUGGCAUCCCAAUCGUUCAGAUCGAUCAACAGACUAAAAAACCUGGGGUCAUUUUCGUGCUGGAGAGGGCGUCUUUGGAAGUUGCCAAAGUUGGUAAGACUUACCAGAUAUUGAAUUCGGAUGACCAUGCCAAUUUCCUCAAGAGAAAUAACAAAAAUCCUGCUGAUUACCGGCCUGACAUUGUUUAUCAGGCUCUCCUGUCAAUCUUAGAUAGCCCGCUGAACAAGGCUGGGAGGUUGCGGGCUGUAUAUGUGAAAACUGAUAAAGGUGUUCUUUUCGAAGUCAAACCAAAUGUGCGUAUACCAAGGACGUACAAGCGUUUUGCUGGCAUUAUGUUGCAAUUGCUUCAGAAGCUCAGUAUAUCUGCAGCGGGCAAAAGGGAGAAGCUUUUGCGUGUGAUUAAGAAUCCGGUAACCCAGUAUCUACCAGUCAGCUCCCGCAAAAUAGGGUUUUCUUACAGCUCCGAUAAGUUAGUGGAAAUGAGCAAGUAUGUGGGGACAGUGAGCAGCGAUGCUGAUCUUGUGUUUGUGGUUGGUGCGAUGUCUCAUGGGAAAAUCGACUGUGAUUACAUUGAAGAUUUUAUAGCCAUUUCUGGGUACCCCUUGAGCGCUGCAUGGUGUAUCGCAAGGAUCUGUGAGGCUCUUUCGAACAAAUGGGGUGUCGUGUAAAACAAAUUACACAACCCUGUGCUGUCUCAUGCCUUAACUGCACAUUCAGACAAUCUGCACGGGCAGUUUCGUCGAGUGUAUUUGAGCUAUGUAAUGGAACAAAUAUAUCGUUUUCCAUAAAUGUUUGGUCGUGUAUUUGAGUGUAAUUAAAACAGUAACUUUAAUCUCAAAUACAACGCCAAUCACACAUACAUGAGUGGACUGAUCAUUUAGAUUCUUAACUCAGAAAAGAGGAAAAGGAUUAUCGAAGAUAAGAACAGGAAGCAAAAGCAAAGCACAAGAAUGUGAUUCUUGUCAAUUUAAACAGAGUGGAGCGAUGGGGGCAAAAAUAACCAUCCACUUCAUGUUUUGUUUUGUUUCUUAAUCAAGCAUGGAGAAAAUCAUGAUGAUGGUCUCUGGAUUUGUCAUGAAGGAUCUAUCUUCUUCAGUUCCCCAUGCAGAGUUAUUGGGAGUGCUGGUCAUCAUCACUUCCAUCUCCAUUGUUCUUGCCUACCAUUAUUGCACCACAAAACCCAAAAGGUGCCUAGACCCUGAGAAAUUCCAGGAGUUCAAGCUGGUUAAGAAAACAGCAGUGAACCACAAUGUUGCCAGAUUCCGAUUUGCUCUUCCUACCCCGAAAUCCGUCUUGGGUCUUCCUGUUGGGAAUCACAUCAUUUGCAGGGGAAGGGAUGCUGAAGGUCAAGAAGUUACUAAGCCAUACACCCCGGUCACUCUGGAUUCAGAUUUCGGCUACUUUGAACUUGUAGUGAAAAUGUACCCACAUGGAAGGAUGUCUCACCAUUUCAGGGAAAUGCAUGAAGGCGACUAUAUGGCAGUGAAGGGACCUACGGGUCGUUUCACCUACAAACCGGGCCAAGUUAGAGCUUUUGGGAUGAUUGCUGGAGGAUCUGGCAUUACCCCUAUGUUCCAGGUGACUCGGGCCAUAUUAGAGAACCCGAAAGACAAAACAAAUCUGUCUCUUAUCUAUGCCAACACAACAUUUCAGGACAUCCUGCUUAAGGAAGAACUGGAUGGUUUUGCUAGGAAAUUUCCCAGUCGUUUCAAUGUGUACUAUGUGCUGAGUCAGCCACCGGCUGAGGGAUGGAGCGGCGGUGUUGGUCGCAUAACCAAGGAUAUGAUACGAAAUCAUUGCCCAGCUCCAGCUUCUGACAUUCAGGUUCUAAGGUGUGGGCCAUCAGGGAUGAACAAGGCAAUGGCUGCUCAUCUGAAUGAGCUUGGAUACACAGCAGAUAUGCAGUUUAAGUUCUAGAACUGAUUUCUUAUUUUCUCAGUGCUAUGUAUACAGAUCAUUUCAUUCUAUUCAGCUUACAGAAUAACACAUUUGAAUAUCUUCGAAAAAUUCAUUGGGCGUCAAAUGCUAACAUUGUGCAUGGUAAAAGGUUGCUCUGAGUCUGAGCUUUGAAGAGUGGAAGUGUUUCUGUUUCCUUGUUAAUGGGGAGCAGACAUUGGGUUACGUGCACAUAAGUUUCUCAUAUGAUAUUCAGGUCACUGAUCUGGCAUAGCAUUCUGGAGAUGGCUACCAUAUCCCGAUAAUUCAGAUGGUUACAAUAAUUACAACUAGGCAGAACACAAACUCACUACCUCUUCAGUUAUGGACUUCCAUUUCUACAAAAAUGCUAGAAUAUCUGCUGCAAUGUGGAAGUGUCUCCUGAUGCAUGGACUGAAUGACAAAGCUGCAAAUCUAUGUAACGGUGGUUAACCACUGGUGGCUCCAGCAUUGAGGAAGAGGCUUUGGUUCGAAUGCCAUGGGAAAACUCUUAGAUUUUCACGUACAAGUCCCAUUCCAAUCCCGGAUGACCAGUGUUGUCAGUUGACAACACGCCACAUCUGCAAGAUUCUUUAUGCUGUUAAAUUUUCCUCGCUUUCCUGCUUCCUGUUUUUCCCCUGCCUUUUCCUACAGCAAAUGAUGUGAUUAGUGAUUUGGGCCUUUCAUAACCAUCUUCAUUUUUCCGAGGUUUUGGUCUGCUAGCAGUCUGCCUAGUUUCUGGUUUCCAGUUUGCCUUGAUAAGAGAUUGACCCAACAAAUCAGCAAUGUCUGUUGCCAUAGCUUCAGCCUUCUUCCCAUGUGGGAAACGUUCGUAGUCAAAUUGAUGAGACAACCAUAGGUACAUCGACAGAACUUGAUGUUUGGUCUCCAGGUCCAGGAGCUCAGAGUCAUUCCUAGCAGAACCUUUUGGCAUCCCCAUUGCUAUACUAGCAGGUACUUUCUGACCGUAGUCAGAAGCAAACCUUAGAAGAUGGUACAUUGAUUUUGGGUCCCUAAUAUUAGCAGGAGCAAAACAAAAGUUGAAACGAUCUUGCAGAGAUAAACCCUUAACUUUCUCCAACAUAUUUGCUACCUUCUUUAUGUGAUCAUGCUUACACAAGAAGUACAUUCCAUCAAGACGGCAACUUUCAGCAAACUUUGCCAGAAUCUUGGGGAAAUUCAGAUCAGGAAGUUGCGCUGCGAAUGAUUCGACCUGCUCAAAGAAAGGAAAUAGUCCCACUUUCUUAAUUUCGUCAAAAGGUUGCUUUAAGCACUCAAUAAGGUACGCAAGAUCAUCUAGAUGCAAGGUUGUGGUGAGUCCAACUGGGAAGCGACUUCCUCUUCUACCAGCUCUCCCUGCAAUCUGCUUGACCUGGGUUGCUGGAACAGGUACAACCUUGUCGCCAUUGUAUUUGGAGAGAUUGUAAAAGACAACUCUUCUGAUAUUUAGAUUCAAACCCAUUCCUACUGCAUCACUUGCAACCAAUACAUCAAACUCAUUGUCCUGAUCAUUGAAUAAAUUAGCUUGCUGUCUGCGAGUCUCGGGAGGCAAUGCACCAUAAAUAACACAACAUCGAUGCUUAGUGUUUUUCUCAAUUGCUAACUUCACCUCAAAUAUUUCUCUCCUUGAAAAUGCAACAACACAGUCCCCAGACUUGACAUUUUUCAGAUCUCCCAACAAAGUUUUGGCUUCAACCUCCAACUUCUUGAACCGCUCGCAAUGGUGUACUUCCAAUUCAUCUCCAGUUUCUGCACAAAUCUUUCUCACAAUGUCAAGCACACUUGGAUCGCCACAUAGAUGAAUUUCAUCAGCCUUCACCCCCAGCAAAGCUCUUGUCCAGGCAAAGCCUCUGGUUGCGUCUGCCAUCAUCUGGAUCUCAUCAAUAACCGCUACAUCAUACAUCUCAUCAAUAGACACCAUUUCUAUAGUACAAGAAACAUGGUUCGCAAAAGGAACCUUUUUCUUCUCUUGCCCAGUGAGAAGACUACAAUAAACCCCAAGGGAAUUCAUCUUAUCAAACACCUCCAUAGCCAAAAGCCUUAAUGGACCGCAAUAAAUACCCUUCUUUGCUUCCUUAAAUCGCUGCAACGCCUCGUAAGUCUUGCCACUGUUAGUCGGCCCACAAUGGUAUACGACCUUACGUUUCAUUGCCCUAGCAAAAGGAAACCAAGUGUCCGGCUUUGUAAGAUCUGCUUUCGAAAUCAUAGCCCUGAAGCUCUUCAUCUCAUCAGCGAACUCUUCUAGACAGUAUUCAGCAAAUAUGGGGAAAAGGAACCUAACAGCAUCAUCACAGGGACCAAGCGACACCAGAUAAAGCCCAAGCUCAGCAGAACACUUAUCCAAGACAAACUUCCUAAACUUCUGAACAGCUGUAGGAAAAAACGACAUGCCAAUAUAAAAUGCAAGGGCCUGGUUAGCUGCCCAACCUGAAUUUGCAAAGUAAGAGAACACAUCCUGGAUUGCUUGCCAGUCAGACCGUCUCAUCUUAUCAUUCUUCUCGGCCAUCUUAAGCUCCCUGUACAAUUCUAUCGGAUCACAUAACGCCAUAUUCCUCUUGACAACAGUUUUUUCGCUGGCAUGAGCAUCAUCAAUGCCAUCCGGGCGCACAUCACUAUCAUCAACAUCAUCAAACCCCUGGCUCGUCACAUUUCCUGCCCCAAAACCAGCAUUCACAUCAACGUCUGCACUGGCGCUCGCAUCGCUGUUCCCACCAUCCCCAUCCUGGCCAGAGGUUGAAAAUAAUCUCACACCAAUUGAAUCAAAGGUGCCAACUUUGGAGCACUUCGAUGGAGCUCCCGAAAUAAUUAGCUGCAGCUCGAUCAAGCUAGUAAAGAUUUGACGAGAAGGAAAGCCAAAAGAGUGGUAAAUGUAGCGACCUGUGGAUGAUGCCCUGUUGUCGAAUUGCCUCAAAGAAUGCAAAUUCGAAACAGCGAGGUAACCCCUGGUCCUGGAACCGGCGGUUUUCGACUUACAGAGCCGGAAAAGGGAUGAAACACAACCCCGCGCCAUAGUUCUUCUUCUUCGAAAUUCAAGAACAGGGAACUAAGCAAUAAGCAUGCGCGCGAAGCUUCAGAUACCAGACAACGAUCUCGGAAUGCAAUUGACUUCCGUGAGAAACCGAAUAGAAUGCAGGGUGAUGGAUGGACGGGCGGUCAAUACCCGUCAACCAGCUGGACCAGGAUGCGCGAUUACCGGGUUAUAAAUCUCAGGGCCUUUCCUUUCCCACUUCGCCUUAUUUUUGUUCUCAGUGGCAACGGGUGGAGGGACGGAGAGAUCCUACGAAUGGCAACAGUGAGUAAGCACUGUGGAGGGUCGGAGUUGGGAGUAGCCGAGUCGCCGUCGAUGGAUGUCUAGGGUUUUAGAGAGGUUUUACAUGAAUGAAACCGGCGACAAGAGGUUUUAC
Linum tenue is the source of this 5751-nucleotide messenger RNA. The record is from the annotation of a GenBank genome assembly. NCBI's taxonomy places the organism in Eukaryota, Viridiplantae, Streptophyta, Magnoliopsida, Malpighiales, Linaceae.